Aedes aegypti (yellow fever mosquito) is the source of this 1085-nucleotide messenger RNA. It is a transcript of the gene Prosbeta2, whose product is annotated as proteasome subunit beta type-7. Gene Ontology annotation, molecular function: threonine-type endopeptidase activity. The transcript has 2 exons. The record is from RefSeq and is a predicted model, not a curated record. The coding region runs from base 145 to 987 and encodes 280 amino acids. Gene Ontology annotation, cellular component: proteasome core complex. Lineage: Eukaryota; Metazoa; Arthropoda; Insecta; Diptera; Culicidae.
UGUCAAACUCAUCAGUUUUGUUUCGUUGCCCGUCUCGUUUGUGUCGUGAAACAGCAGAAAUUUACAGCAAUCGUUCGGCGUUCGGCAAACAAUUUUAUCAUUUUCCAUUAAAAUUCGUCGAAUUAUCCAGCAAAAGUUUGCAAAAUGAUGACGGACAUUGCCCGCAAUCCGGAAGCGCCCGGCUUCAGCUUCGAAAACUGCCGCAGGAACGCCCAACUAGUGAAACAAGGAUUCGUUGCGCCGAAGAUGAUCAAAACCGGAACGACCAUCGUCGGGAUCAUCUACAAGGAUGGUGUGAUUUUGGGCGCAGAUACUAGGGCCACGGAAGGUCCAAUUGUGGCCGAUAAGAACUGCGAGAAGAUUCACUACUUGGCGAAGAAUAUGUACUGUUGUGGUGCCGGAACGGCCGCAGAUACGGAAAUGACCACACAGAUGAUUGCUUCCAAUUUGGAGCUGCACCGAUUGAACACGGGCCGUACGGUUCCCGUUGUGGCGGCGAACACCAUGCUCAAGCAGUUCCUGUUCCGCUAUCAGGGAUAUGUUAGCGCUGCCCUGGUUCUGGGAGGUGUCGAUAAUACCGGAUCGUACAUUUAUUGCAUCUAUCCGCACGGAUCGACGGAUAAGCUUCCGUACGCGACAAUGGGUUCAGGAAGCUUGGCUGCCAUGUCGGUGUUUGAAUCGCGCUGGAAGCCUGAUAUGGAGGAGGAAGAAGGCAAGAAACUGGUCCGUGAUGCGAUUGCUGCGGGAGUUUUCAACGAUUUGGGUUCCGGGUCGAAUAUCGAUCUGUGCGUGAUCAAGAAGGACGGAGCCCAGUAUCUGAGGACAUUCGAGGAAGCGAACAAAAAGGGUACCCGUACGCUGAACUACGACUUCCAGCCCGGAACGACCGGGGUGCUACAGAGCAAGAGUUUCAAGAUCGACAUAACGGAGGAGUGUGUGCGUACGCUUAUUCCGGUGGGAGGCGUCGAGAGUAUGGAUACGGCUUAGGAAACGGGAUGUUCGAUUUUUAUUACAAGAAAUAAUGGGAUUGAGGUCUGAUUCAGUUCUGUCAAUAAACAUAAUGCCCUUUGGUUAAGUAUUGCGAA